AUGAAGGGCAGUGUACUAAGCUUAGUGGCUACGGAAUCUCCACUUAGCAGUUUAUUUGACGCAUUGAUGGAACGUUCAUCAUCAUGGCAGCGGCUCGUUCGAGUUACAGCCUAUGUUCUACGCUUUAUUCACAAUGCUCGGAAGACGUCACGCAGGCCUGACGCUAAAACACUUUCGUUCGAUGAAACCAAGGAGGCGCGCAUCCUUUGGCUACAACAGGCUCAAAGCUGUUUCCAGGAAGACAUUAAGCAAUUAAAACGAAAUGAUGAGGUGAGCUCGCAUUCAAAGCUUCUGCAGUUAGCUCCGUUCGUUGACGAGUUCGGCCUACUACGGGUAGGUGGGCGGAUUCGAAAUUCAGAAUUGCCAACGGAAACGCAGCACCCGGUUAUCCUCCCAAAGGAACAUCGUGCAACGCAACUCAUACUUAUCGACGAGCACAUUCGUAAUUUACAUCCAGGAGUCUCAGCGUUGUUUGUGAUAGUGCGGCAGAGGUAUUGGAUUUUGGGAGCUAGAAACCUGAUUCGAAAGAUUACGCAUAAUUGCAUCAAAUGUUAUCGACAGAAGCGCACCUCUACACAGCAAUUCUUGGCAGAUUUACCGGCGAUACGUGUUCGCCAAGCACACCCCUUCCAACAUAUCGGCGUUGAUUACGCUGGGCCGCUAACUUUGAAUAAAUAA
Rhagoletis zephyria (snowberry fruit fly) is the source of this 678-nucleotide messenger RNA. RefSeq lists its product as uncharacterized. The record is from RefSeq and is a predicted model, not a curated record. NCBI's taxonomy places the organism in Eukaryota, Metazoa, Arthropoda, Insecta, Diptera, Tephritidae.